Messenger RNA from Momordica charantia (bitter melon), 2118 nucleotides. RefSeq names its product Protein kinase superfamily protein. Gene Ontology annotation, molecular function: protein kinase activity; ATP binding. NCBI's taxonomy places the organism in Eukaryota, Viridiplantae, Streptophyta, Magnoliopsida, Cucurbitales, Cucurbitaceae. The record is from RefSeq and is a predicted model, not a curated record. Gene Ontology annotation, biological process: protein phosphorylation.
CAUGGCGGCGACCGCACUGAGUAGAGCUUCGUUUCUAUUGGGGUUUCUUAUACUUCUUCAAAUGCAGCUUCCUCGAACAAUGGCGGACUGCCCCUUGGAUUUGAGUGGAUCAAACUUUACUUUAGCUGCCUCUAUUUGCUCCAACCCCAAUGAAAGAGGGAAGUGCUGCCGCUAUAUCAAUGCAUUUGUUGCAGUUUCUGUUGCUAAGAUAGCAAAUGCAACAGGGGAACUGGGAGUUUCUUCAAACUUAUCUAACAUUUGUCUGCAAUCGUUGUUUGAUACCAUGGGACUCUAUGGGGUUCCUAGAAAUGCCACAGCUUUCUGUGGUGUUGGAACGAAAAUUCCAGUGAACUUUGCGUGUAGAGGUCGAGAAACUGUCACACAGAUGCUUCGGUCUCCAAAAUUUAUGAACGUCAGCGAAAAUUGCAAAUUGCCACUCUCGGAGGAGAGUACUUGCAGGAAGUGUAUCAAUACUGGGAUUUUGUAUCUCCGCAAUCUGAUUGGAAGAGAAGAUAAUAUCACGCUAAAUACUUGUCGCGAUGCUACGUUUAUUACACUUGCUAGCCAACUUGAUUCUACUUCAAUCAUUGAUCUUGCAAGCUGCUUCUUUGGAGUUCAUGGCCUUAGCAAGCCUCCAGCUCCAUCCCCAUCUUUGGCUACACCAGAUAUUUCUCCAAGUCCAUCGGCUGCUGCAAGUCCGGGGCUGCUUACACUAGGUGUUUCUGGUGAUAAAAGUCACCAUUCCUACCAUCUAACACUAGUGGCAGGUAUUGGCAUUGCGGUGACAGUAGUUUCUGUAAUGAUGCUGGUGAUCUUGAUUGUGCUGAUUCGAAAGAAAAGCAGAGAGCUAAAGGAUUCCGAAAGGAUGGAUGUCAACUCUUCAAAAUCCUUCCCUUCUCGUUCCAUCAAAAAAUAUCAGGAAGGACCUUCUAUGUUUAAAAAAUUCGGCUAUAAGGAGAUCAAGAAGGCAACAGAUAGUUUUAGUACAACAAUUGGACAAGGAGGGUAUGGAACCGUUUAUAGAGCGCAAUUUAGUGAUGGCUUAGUGGCAGCUGUGAAGAGGAUGAACAAAGUCUCCGAGCAGGGGGAGGAUGAAUUUGGCAGAGAAAUAGAGCUGCUUGCAAGAUUACACCACCGGCAUCUUGUUGCUUUAAGAGGCUUUUGUGUUGAAAAGCACCAACGGUUUCUUGUGUACGAGUACAUGGCGAAUGGAAGCUUGAAAGAUCAUCUGCAUGCUCCUGGCAGGACCCCUCUAAGUUGGCGGACGAGAAUCCAAAUCGCCAUUGAUGUCGCCAAUGCUUUGGAGUACCUUCACUAUUAUUGUGAUCCCCCACUGUGCCAUAGAGACAUCAAGUCCAGCAACAUUUUACUGGAUGAGAACUUUAUUGCUAAGGUUGCAGAUUUUGGCCUUGCCCACGCUUCAAAGGACGGUUCUGUUUUCUUUGAACCGGUGAAUACAGAUAUUCGAGGAACGCCAGGUUAUAUGGAUCCUGAGUAUGUUAUCACACAAGAGCUUACAGAGAAAAGUGAUAUCUACAGCUACGGCGUGCUACUAUUGGAAAUAGUUACCGGCAGACGUGCGAUACAAGAUGGGAAGAAUUUAGUUGAAUGGUCUCAGCUGUACAUGAUCUCGGAUUCAAGGAUAACUGAACUAGUAGAUCCUAGCAUCAAGAACUCUUUUGACUUGGAACAACUUUGCACAAUCGUGUCGAUUGUGAGACGCUGCACUGAGGGAGAAGGCAGGGCAAGGCCAUCAAUAAAACAGGUGCUUCGGCUACUGUACGAGAGUUCAGACCCGAUGCAUCAAGGGCUCGUUGAAGCAGUUGACGAUGAAGAUUAUGGAGGCACUGAAGGGAGACAGAGCAUGAGCAAGAGGAAAAUGCAUAGAAGUGAUGUGCUUUUUCACAGUGGAGAUGGAAGGUAUCUUGCCUCAUCUUCAAGCACAUCUAGGUCAUAUUGUAGUAGAAGCUUUUUGCUUGAAACUGGUUCACCACAGUCUCCUUCAAAUAUUUUCUCUGUAUCAGAUCAAUUAUUUUAGAAGACUUGGCAUUGUAGAAUAGAAGCCAUGUUUGACACUGACAGAAGUUAGACAGUAAAAAAGUAUUGGGGUUGCAAGCA